Molecule: messenger RNA, 3636 nt
Organism: Hylaeus anthracinus
Lineage: Eukaryota; Metazoa; Arthropoda; Insecta; Hymenoptera; Colletidae
Product: ataxin-7-like protein 1
Exons: 6
Coding region: 649-2412 (587 amino acids)
Source: RefSeq, a predicted model, not a curated record
UUUCCACGAAAUCUAACAUAAACAAAGAUUGUUUUCUCCUGAUUGCUAAAGUUUAAUUUAUGGAUGAAUUAUUCGUGUGGAGCAAGUUUCGGGCGUGCUCGACGAAAUCAAAUUUCAAAUUUUGAAUCCACCUGCUGAGCAACGUGCGAUCGCCAAUAAGACGCUUAGACGGGUCGGCAGGGGGGCAAAAAUCCACGACGCCUGAUUGGAUCGCCGAGCAAGUUGCGCACGGGUAAGUCGACUGUAGAUUGGUGACGUCACGAGAAAUCGUCCAAUGCAGUCGCAGGAAUCUCCAGUAAUAACCGUACGUGCGUGCCGUACGCCGAAGCGUGUUAUUCGUACUCGGGCGUACAAACGAGAAAGAGGCACUACAGAGAAUCUCCCGGUGUCCGUGAAAGAUGUUUCCCGACAGAGGCAUGCCAGACGGGAUCCGCGUUCGAUAAGCUCUUUCCCCAUUUACAACAGGGAAUAAUCACGUAUCUAUUGCGAGCUCAAUGUAUUCGAGGUAUCGACGUGUCGAAGGAAAGGCAGAUUGCACGCGACCCGCCGCCGUACCUGACAGUCCACGCGGCCCAAACACUUUCGCCUCGCUAUAUACAACACGAGAAUUCGCAUCGUGUUUCAUUCACAACGCGAGCGCCACUGGCAAUGUCGGGAAGUGACAGUCCAACAUUCUUUCACGGCCAGCCCUGGUCCAGCUGGAUAGAAAGAAUCGGACGAGACAAGCCGUUGAGUGAUGAAGAAACAGAAGGUCAACUUUCUAGUUCAGUUACGCGUCUUGCAGCUGAAGACAUUGACCUAUAUGGAUUUUGUCCCGAGAGGGACAACUUUUAUACGGUAGUGUGCGAAACUUGCCACGCCAUAGUCAAACCACAAGCUCUUAUUCAACAUAUGGAAAGUCGUCAUCCUUCCGGCACGGUCAAUUUUCCACCUCCCUCUACCCCGAUCGUAAAGCCACCCGUGAAAACGCCCUAUUGCAAAGUGUCGAAAUUGAAAAAGGCGCAGUCGUCGCCGCAGAUCCCGACUAGCGUCACCAAGAUCAAUCACACGAGCGUGAAACGCACCGCGGACCAGCCCACAGUCCCGACGAGCUUGUCGACGACGUCCUUACCGAUCGUCACGUCGCCCCGAUCACCCCUCGAGUCGUUGCCACCGGUUCAGACCGCGAACACGUCUGGAAACGCGGUUACCUCCAGUCCCGUGAAGAGCCCAGGGACGACGGGUUGCCAGCCUCGCCGGAAGAGGCUCAAAACGGACCGAUCGUUGCUCAAGGAUCGGGAAUACGAUCCGGAUCGGCAUUGCGGGGUCUGGAACGACGAGACCGGGAAACCUUGCACCAGGUCGCUCACCUGCAAGGCGCACACGGUCUCGCUGCGACGGACGGUCCUCGGUCGGAGCAAAACCUUCGACAAGCUCCUCGCGGACCACAGGGCCUCGAAAGAGAUCCCGAUCAGGCCGACGAAGGUGACCGUAACAGGCACCGUCACCGUAUCGUCCGCGACGAACCCUCUGACACCCAACCCCCCCGCCUUGACCGUCGAAACGGAAGCGCCCAGCUCGCCGCCCGUUCUGUCGCUGCCAGACACGUAUCCACUGCCAAAGGCUGUUGAUUUGCUUUAUCGGUGUCUGGCCCCGCAUGGCUCCACUAAACCUACCAAGCUCGAAGAGGACUUCGCCAACGAGGAGCUGAGGAGCUUGGAGUCGUCGAUCGCGAACUCGACCGGUUCGUCCCAGUCCAACUCGAUGAUGGCGCCUAUAUCCGUGGUCCUGCCAUCGUUGUCGCCUCUGCCAGUCACCAACAACGACGAGGAGGCAUCGUCGGUGGCUACCCUGGUACCGAGCACAGGUUCACCGGCGAUCCCGGUCGUUCCGGCGACGUUGCCGGCGGCCUGCGCUCAGCCACCGUUGCCCACCAACGUCUUGGAAGCGGAGACGCCCGUGGACAUCGAUCCCGAGGCUGCGAUGACCAUCUACUCGCCCGUUUACAAGGACAAGUCGCAGCUGGUGGUGCAAUUGCCCCGCACGAACAAUAUCGCCCAUUCGCCCGUGUCCAGGAGUUACCAGGUCCAGGCCUCAAUGCCCAGCUUGAUAUUCGAGCCUAUGGAACAGCUCGAGCAAAUUGAGCAGCUGGACCAGCCUCACCCGCCACCUCAGAUUAACGGGAAGAGACUGAACCACGUCACUCACGCGAUGCUCGCCAGCCCCGUGAGCCAACGACAGCCGAAGAGGACCAAACACGACUACCAGCAGGACCUGACCACGGCGAUACAGGUCGAGGCGACCACCACGUCCUCGCCUUAUCCCCAUUUCGGGGACAUAGCCUGGUCGAACUGUCACCCGGAGCCACUGGCGGUCAGUCGGUGGCUUCGCAUUUCGUCCAGCCGUAAGCAGUACAACUUUAAUAUUCACUGACAUAAGACCCCACCCACUCCAGGCUGAGGACCUCGCGAGGGUGUUUUUCUCUACCUCCUGUCUUUAGUUUCGUCGUUUCGCGAGACACGCCCGGGUCAGGUCCGCAGCUUCUGGAGCAGGGGCAUGUCUUGAUGUACGGUGAUGUCGGUGUGAGCAUGCUCAACGACGCCAACCGCGGUCACUAUCGCGGUUAUUCGAGCUGCGUGUUCGCUGUGACGUUUGAGUCGCGAUGCUCUGAGAUCGGGGGAGGGAUGGUUUCGUUGUCGGUUGCUUUCAGAGUAUUUCCUGGUGGAAGGAUGCGAUUUUGGGGGUUGGUUGACGCGGUUUGGAGGGAUAGAGGAGAGUACUGUUGCGAGCACCCUUUGGAUGGAUCCAAGGGCUGUUGGUGCUCGCGACCGGAACAUGAAGACAGCGAGAAGACGGCGAUCGAUCCGAUGUUCCGGUCGCGAGCACCAGCAGGCCUCGGAUCCAUCCAAAGGGUGCUCGCAACAGUACUUAUUUAGAGAAGCGUUUACUUGGAUAUUCCGUGGAAAAUGGUACGUAUCUCUUGUAUCAUUUCGUUUCCACCUUUGAGUGGGUAGAAUUUUUAAUAUCAUUGGAUCUUGUUACUGGUUCGCGUCGAUACUCGGCUUCGUAGGACGGUUUGUUGGACUUGGAAUAGAUUAUUGUAGGGAGAAAGACGGAUCAGCGUCAGAGAUUAGAUUGUAUCGCCGAAAUUAUCAUCGGUAAAUAGAGUGUCUUAUGUCAUAAGGUUCUGAUAAGGCUAAUCUCUCUUUCUUUCUACAAUUUCCUUCGUUCUAAAAGAAAGUAGCAACGACCGCUUUAUUAUUGCAUACGUACAUACGUGAUUGUUUAGGGAACCUCUUCCUACCUUGUGGAUGACACGAUCCCUCAAGUAAAAUUCUUGAAAUUCCUCACCCUCGCGCAUCAAUAAGACCCACCUUCCCUAAACGAUCACACAAUCAAAAUUUGCGUUUUGGUACGUAUGCAUACGGAGUGUCUCGCAGCUUCGUCAGUUUCGACGGUAUCGAGAAGUUCGCCGUCAUGACCUAACGUCACGCGAACACUCAGCUUUAGGGAUCGUUCUUUGAUUAAAUAUACGUUUCGUUUCGUUUUCUACGCGUCGUCUGCAGCGUUACGUGACGAUCUCUCCUACCAGACGACGAUGUUUGCAUAUGUAUAGGCCAUGGAUUUCAUACAUUUAUGACUCAUCAGAAUAUGAAA